Lingula anatina is the source of this 538-nucleotide messenger RNA. Its product is annotated as caspase-7. NCBI's taxonomy places the organism in Eukaryota, Metazoa, Brachiopoda, Lingulata, Lingulida, Lingulidae. The record is from RefSeq and is a predicted model, not a curated record. Gene Ontology annotation, biological process: proteolysis. Gene Ontology annotation, molecular function: cysteine-type endopeptidase activity.
AUGUGCCAUACAUGAGAUGUACGAAGCAGGAAUGCUGCCAAUGAGUUAUCUACUCGGAGACAGUGCGUAUGCUCUGUCUCCUCUCAUGAUGACACCAAUCCUGCACCCGAUCACUGCAGAAGAAGAAGCCUAUUCUGAGAGCCAAAGGAAAACCAGGAGUGUUGUUGAACAGGCACUUGGUGUAACUAAAGGCAGAUUCAGAUGUAUGCACAAGAAUGGUGGCCAUCUCUGGUACACCCCAGAGAUGUGUGGGAGAAUCAUCAUAGUCUGUUGUAUCCUGCACAAUUUUUGUCAGGAAAACAACGACCCGCACCAUGAGGAUGAAGAUCCUGACAUUGAUGCAAGUGUUCAUGACAAUGUGUGUUUGUUGGUCCUGUACUUUCCUCUGGUCUCAGGACCAGGGAAGAAAUAAUCAGGAACUUCUUUACACAUUAGUCAUGUACACCUGCCUCGAUGUCAGGAUCUUCAACUCAGCAGCCACAUGAAUCUGCCUUAUGGUACACCAAGAGCCUUUUCAACAACACUUCUGUAUUUUGAC